Molecule: messenger RNA, 1074 nt
Organism: Helianthus annuus (common sunflower)
Lineage: Eukaryota; Viridiplantae; Streptophyta; Magnoliopsida; Asterales; Asteraceae
Exons: 1
Coding region: 238-900 (220 amino acids)
Source: RefSeq, a predicted model, not a curated record
AACAAAAAUAUGAUUGAAAAUUCAAGAAACCAUUAAAAAUGGAAUUAAUAGAAAGGUGUACCUUUUUACUUUGAAAAUCAUAAAAAAGCUUUAGAUUGGUAUCUUAUCACAAAUCAAUACACACAUCCACCAAAAUAAAAAAAAUCCCAUUCCACCAACCUCUCUCUCUCUCUCCUCCCCCCCUCUCUCUCCCCCACCACCACCUAUCACCACCACAUAUCACCACCACCACCACCUAUGGAUGCAAAAGAAACCACCACCACCACCAACAACAAAAAGAAACAAAAACACAAACACACAAACCACCAACCCUCCUCAACUUACUCAUUCAAACCCUCAUCAGAAGUCAAAGGCCUCCGGUUCGGCGGUCAACUCAUCGUGAAAUCCUUCACCAUCCGCCGUGCACGGCCCAUCGAAAUCCUCCGCCUCCUAUCUCUCCCCACCACCCACCACAAACCACCAAACACCUUCCCCUCCACCACCGCAUUCCUCCCCACAAACUUCACCAUCUUAGCCCACCAUGCAUGGCACACACUCACUCUCGGCCUAGGAACCAAAAAAUCCAAAGUGGUCAUAUUCGUGUUCGAGUCACAAACCAUGAAGGUGGCGGUGGACCGGUUGUUUCCGCCGGAGAUACCCUUAGGGGAAGUGAACCGGAAGUUGAUCAGAGGGUUAACCGGUUGCGAAAUGGCCCGGUUCAAGUUCAGAAAAGGGUGCAUAACGUUUUAUGUGUAUGCUGUGAGACAUAAGGGCAAUAUUGGGUUUUCAUGUGCUGAUGAUCUGAGGGUAAUAUUGGAAUAUGUUGUGGCUUUGAAUGAUUUUAUGGAUCAUACUGCUAUGCUUGCUAUGCCUAAUCAAAGAAGUAUUAACUUUGCUCCUCCUGCUGCUAUGGCACAUUAACAUUUUAAAAUUACUGUAUUACCCUUUCUUCAUCUGUUUUAUUUUUUUGAAAAGAAAAAUAUUGACUGGAUUAUUUUGUGGAGAUUUUUUUAUUAAAUUUUGUGUGAGAUAUUGUAUAAUUUAGCCAUCUUCUUUAGUGUGACUUAGGAUCAAUAAAUUGUCGUGACAGUUGUA